This is a messenger RNA of Glycine soja, 1446 nucleotides long. Its product is annotated as 1,4-dihydroxy-2-naphthoyl-CoA synthase, peroxisomal-like. Bases 196 to 1209 code for a protein of 337 amino acids. Gene Ontology annotation, biological process: menaquinone biosynthetic process. Gene Ontology annotation, molecular function: 1,4-dihydroxy-2-naphthoyl-CoA synthase activity. Gene Ontology annotation, cellular component: cytosol. The transcript has 9 exons. Lineage: Eukaryota; Viridiplantae; Streptophyta; Magnoliopsida; Fabales; Fabaceae. The record is from RefSeq and is a predicted model, not a curated record.
UGACAUUUUCCUUUCCCCCUUUACCCAGCUUCAUUUCAACGACCUUAUCUUAUCCCCACCCGCCAUGACACUUGCGACCUCUCUUGAAUGUCAAUGAAUGAAUGUAUGUAUAAAACAAACUAACAGCUUCACAAUCUUUCUUGCACGCUCGCCAUUGGUGAUCACUUCCGAUAGCUCUUAGAAACAUCCAAUCCAAUGGCAGAGAACAACAACCACCACCAUUUCCGAACCGCCAUCAGAAGGCUCGCCUCUGUGACCAACCACCUCACUUCUUCUCACAACGCACCCGGCGAACUCGCCCUGUGCCGCACUUCCGGUAGGAGCGACAGCUUCCACCGCGUCCAGGGCCACGUCCCCUCCCACGACGUCGUUUGGAGGAUCAUCGCCUCCGACCACGACAACUCCGGCAAGGACUUCACCGACAUUGUCUACGAGAAGGCCGUCGGGGAAGGAAUAGCCAAGAUAAGUAUUAAUAGGCCAGAGAGAAGGAAUGCGUUCCGCCCCCACACGGUGAAGGAGCUUAUGCGUGCUUUCACUGAUGCCAGGGAAGAUAGCUCUAUUGGGGUCGUCAUUCUCACUGGCAAGGGAACCGAGGCAUUUUGUAGUGGUGGUGACCAGGCUUUGAGGACUGACAAUGGCUAUUCUGAUAAUGGAAGUUUCAGUAGCCUCAAUGUGUUAGACUUGCAGGUGCAGAUACGCCGCCUCCCUAAACCAGUGAUUGCAAUGGUAGCAGGUUAUGCUGUUGGAGGAGGGCAUGUAUUACAUAUGGUCUGUGAUCUAACUAUUGCAGCAGAUAAUGCUAUCUUUGGCCAAACUGGUCCCAAGGUAGGAAGCUUUGAUGCUGGUUUUGGAAGUUCUAUCAUGUCUCGUUUGGUAGGUCCAAAAAAAGCACGUGAAAUGUGGUUUCUCACAAGGUUCUAUGAUGCCGUUGAAGCAGAGAAAAUGGGUCUUGUCAACACUGUUGUACCACUUGAGAAUUUGGAGAAAGAAACGAUAAAAUGGUGUCGGGAGAUACUGAGGAACAGUCCAACUGCUAUUCGGGUGCUCAAGUCAGCUCUUAAUGCAGUGGAUGAUGGCCAUUCGGGACUUCAGGAAAUUGGUGGAAAUGCAACACUGAUAUACUAUGGCACUGAAGAAGCUAAAGAGGGGAAGACUGCAUAUUUGCAACGUAGACGCCCUGAUUUUUCUAAGUUCAAUCGGCGACCUUAAAUAUGUCAAUUGUUGCUAUCAAUUUGUGACAUAGACCUACACUCUGCCCAAUAUAUAUAUAGAGCAGAAAGUUGAUUUGGGACCUGUUUACUAUUGUCAUUGAUUUAUUCGUUUCAAAUGUAUUUUUGAGGCUGGUGGUAAAAUAAACAGAUUUCUUAUAUUUAACUAUUUUAUUUUGUUUCUUAAAAAGAUAGUAAAUUUCAAUAAAUAAGACCAUAGAAUAUACAUUUCCACUUA